AAGAGUGAAGAAUGGGGGAAAGGAGAAGAGGGUGGGUGGAAAGCCUGCUGCAGCCGUCCCUCCAGAGGCGGAGCUGCCUCCGAGCACGCUGAAGGGAGGUUGAGGUGAUGCAGUGGACAUCAAUGGAGAGGAUAGAUGGAUGAGGAGGAAAGGAUGGAGCAGCAAUCUCGCCUCAACCAACAAUGCAGCGUCUCGCCGCAACGUCUUGCCGCCGUCCGUGCGCACCUCGUCGUCGUCCCGCGCACGUGGCUUGUGACGUCGCCGCGUCUCGAUCAGCGACUCACGACUGGGACCCAACACUCGGCGCCGCCUCCGCCUUUCAUCUUCUUCUUCUCCACCACCGCGUCCCCCUUCCCACGCCCACCACGCCGCGCAACAUGGAUUUCCUCUUCGGUACAAGCAAGCCCAAGUCGGCCUACACUGGCCUCGUAGACUUCUCACAGCCGUCUCUUUACAUCGCAGCUGCGAGCAUUGCGUUUAAUCCUACAUUCUGGAACAUCGUCGCGCAAAAUGAGUACCACAACAAGACGAUCACGCGCAUUCUCGGCGGUAAUCGCUACUUGGGCUGCUACAUGCUCGCCUUCACCAUCUUCUCCCUCGGCAUCAUCCGUGAUCACCUCUACAACGCCGCUCUGCAGGACCAGCCCGCUCACCCUCUCCUCGAGAACAACCCAGUCGUCAAGGCUCUGUCCGCUGCCCUCUUUAUUAGCGGUAACGUCUUUGUGCUCAGCUCCAUGUGGGCCCUGGGCGUAACGGGCACCUACUUGGGCGACUACUUUGGGAUCCUGAUGGACCACAUCGUCACAGGCUUCCCCUUCAACGUCAUGAGCGACCCAAUGUACUGGGGAAGCUCCAUGAGCUUUGCUGGUGUGGCCCUCUGGUUUGGCAAGCCGGCAGGAUUCGCGUCUGCUACGACGCGACAAGUGACUGACCUUCGUCCACUCCCUCGCACACGCAGCCCUUUUACCUCGCAAAUCUACGCCGCUGCUGCUGCCAAGGGGAAGCGUUCGUCCGGUCUGGGACAUGGAAGCACCAAGGGUCAAGCGGCCAUUGAUGACGAGGGACCGGCGCACCGUACGCGUGCUUCGACUGGGACGCCCGUCGGCAACAGCUCGUCCAACGCUGCCAAUGGCGGUGGGUCCACGCCGGGCACGCCCAGCAAGAGGAGUACGAGGAGCAGGAAGAACUGAGGGAGGGGAGGAGUCGUGAUAGGGGAGAGGCGGCGG
Molecule: messenger RNA, 1226 nt
Organism: Jaminaea rosea
Lineage: Eukaryota; Fungi; Basidiomycota; Exobasidiomycetes; Microstromatales
Product: PEMT-domain-containing protein
Exons: 3
Coding region: 183-1190 (335 amino acids)
Biological process (GO): phosphatidylcholine biosynthetic process
Molecular function (GO): S-adenosylmethionine-dependent methyltransferase activity
Source: RefSeq, a predicted model, not a curated record